This is a messenger RNA of Adineta ricciae, 1032 nucleotides long. The record is from the annotation of a GenBank genome assembly. Lineage: Eukaryota; Metazoa; Rotifera; Eurotatoria; Adinetida; Adinetidae.
AUGAAUACAGACGAUUUACAAUAUCGCGAAUUUCCUAUCAAUGAUGAUAAUGAAAAAGACCUAACAAUACCUUAUAACGAAACCGAAGUGUUUCAUUCGAUCUGGGACGCUUUACGAUGGAAACACAUUCGUAGACGUGUACCAACUUGCUUCAAGAAGACAAUCCGUAGUCGAUAUAUGCUCGCUAAUUUGGUGUACUUGGGUUAUACAAUUGGAUUUCUCGUAGCAGAUUUUAGUUUUCCCAUCAAUGCAUCGACCGAUGAGACAUCGAAUAUAUCGGACAGUACAGCAGUGAUGACAACUGCAAUUCUUGAUCAGCCUGCUGGUGAUCCACCAGUAGUUAAUAAAAUGUAUUUUAGUUUUGCUAUUGUUCAUCUUGUCUCAGCUAUUCUCUAUUGGUGGGCAUGGGAUGAUCGAUCAUGGCGUGAUGUGAUUAUGAUACCUGAAUAUCUCAAUAUGAUCGAAGCUGGACUUUAUAUCUGGUCAACUAGCUGGUAUCCAAGACUAGACACACUUGGAGGUUACUAUACAAUGUUCAUUCAUAAAAUUGAAACAACGGCCGGUGUUAUCGAUGUAUUCGCAACAUUUGGAUGGAUUAUGUCUUGGUAUAUGACAUACACACGUACACUUGGUCGUGGUUUUUCACUCGAUGAUCCCGAUGUAAUCGCAUUUUCCAUGACGACGCUAGGUGCCAUAGUUUAUGUGGUAUACAACGUUCAAGUUCUGGUCCAUCCAGAAGAUUAUGAUGGUAAUACAUUGUAUACGAAGGCAGAUAUCAUCUUCUUUGUUGGUGCUUGCUUUUAUAUCUUUGCGAAUAUGCGUGAUCUCAAUUGGUUUUGGUUUCUUCCAUUAGCUGGUCAGUAUGGAGUGGCACCGGGUAGAGUUUCUGUUCCAACAAAAGUUCUACCACAGUAUGGAAAAGCAGUUGUAUUAAUGACAGAUUGUUGUCUGAAACGGCCGAAUAAACCAAUCGAACAGCCAAAACACAUUCAGCUGAAUAUUGAUGAUGGUGUCAUCUCUACGUAUUUCUGA